Messenger RNA from Sclerotinia sclerotiorum 1980 UF-70, 255 nucleotides. RefSeq lists its product as hypothetical. Bases 1 to 255 code for a protein of 84 amino acids. Gene Ontology annotation, biological process: mRNA splicing, via spliceosome. The transcript has 3 exons. Lineage: Eukaryota; Fungi; Ascomycota; Leotiomycetes; Helotiales; Sclerotiniaceae. The record is from RefSeq and is a predicted model, not a curated record. Gene Ontology annotation, cellular component: U2 snRNP; precatalytic spliceosome.
AUGGCCGACAAACUUCGCGCCCAGCAACAGCUCGAGCAGCUUCAGCAGCGCUAUGUUGGAACAGGCCACGCUGAUACAACAAGAUUUGAAUGGACGAGCAACAUCCAGAGAGAUUCGUAUGCAUCAUACGUGGGACAUCCGCCAUUGUUGAGUUAUAUGGCCAUUGGAUUUGGAAGCCCAAGGGAGAUUGUUAGGAAAAAUAUGAUUGAGAAAAUGAUCCAACCGGUUGGAAAGCCACCCGAGGUACAGGAUUAG